ACUUUGUCCCCGGGGUCUUGUGGCCGCUGAGUCGUCUUUAUAGAGCAGCCAUUACCACCGCUAUCAAAUGAAUCGAAGUGGCCAAAAAUCCCGGAGACGAGGUUAAUUUUUGAGUUUAUAUAUAUAAAAAAAAUCUUGAAUAAUAAAUACUUAGUUUGUAGUCUGAAACAGGGCCGGAGAUACUAUGUUUGGAUUGGACGCCAUAAGAGUUUUCGAUUUCGGACCCUCUUUAAUACCUUUACAUUGGUUCCUUUUGGGUAUUUUUUUUUGGUUUUAAUUUAUAGAAACUCUUUAUUAUUUUAAUUUUUAUAUAAACAAGGGGGCCUCCUCCCUUCACCCCUGGCGUCACCGAACAUGCAAAAGUUAUCUAAAAUUGUUUUAGACUGGAAUCGAAGUUGUCUAAUUUAUAUGUGUUGAAACUAUAUUAUUUAUUUAAACAUCUUUGUUGUUUAUAGUCUCUACGGGGAAGAUCAAUCAUUUUACUAACAAAGAAGAAACAAAAGACAUGAUCAGCCAGUUGAAGCCUUUUGAAACGAACAAUGUUUAUUUAAAUAUAUAUUUUGUUUAACUAGGAGAAGGUAUGAGAUAUAAUUAAUAUUCAAGAUAAGCUCAUCGACAAACGAAAGUAGCUGGAAAAGUUUUGAUAAUGGCGGGAAUAAAAAUUACUAAGGACUCGUAUAAGGCGUUGUAUAUAAAAUUUGCUUGGCAGAUUUGUUUAUUUCUUCUGACGUUAAACAUCGCGGCAAGUAUAUUUCAAGCUAUCGAGACCAGAGAUGGCGCACAGAGUAGCGAGCCUACGAAAACGGAUAUUAUUUCAAACUUCAGCAGCACACAUAAUGUGUCACGCGAAGAAAUUUUAAAAUUGUUUGAGCGUUUAGAAGUUUUUACGCACAUUGCAGAUCACUCUAUGACGUAUUCAGAGGGGUUGGUACUUACCUUGUCAUUGUUCUACACCAUUGGUUGGGGUCACGUGACACCUAUUACAACUAGUGGGAAGGUCUUUGCCGUCUUCAUAUCAUGUGUAGGCAUUCCUAUUACAUUCAUGAUGCUGCUGUCUGGUGGAAGGAUCCUGUCCCAACACAUCCUAGACGUCAUUAAAAUUUCUCAAACUCAAAACCCGACGAAACUUAACAAGUACAGCGAAAACAAAAUUCACACGUCGUCAAAGCGAAUGUUAACGCCGAUACUGCUUAUCAUGUUUUUGAUUUUCACCUUCUCAUCUGCAGCCAUGUUGCAGCACUUUGAGGGCUUCUCAUUCGGUGAUGCAUUGUGGUAUAGCUAUAUCACCAUGUCAACGAUCGGACUUGGAGACUACACACAAGAGCACGUCAUUAGAAGCGGUCACCAUGGAAAGCGUGCUGGUCUAAUGAUUUUCAUGUUUUUUUGGAUUUUAAUUGGAAUGAUAUUUCUUGUCGCCAUAGUUAUAUCUAUAUUAUCUAAUGCAAACAAUAUGAAGUUGAAAAGUGCCAGACAACUUCGUGCUUCUGACGAGAACAAGAAUAAAUUGUUGGCUCGACAAGAUGAUUUAGCUGAAGACGAUUUAUAAAACAUCAUUUUUCGCCACUUUAUAAUUGCAAACAUAGCUUGGAAGAGUACAAAGAAAUAUGUGAUGUGUUUACUAACCCUGUGUAGUUUGCAAGCGUUGUGUGCCAUUGUCGAUAUUCUUCACUUUUUUAAACGUAACGAAAGAAGAGUACUUAUAUGCACACAACUCAGACAUGAAUUGUCUCUUAACUCGUGCUUGAUAAAAUGCUUCUUAAAAACAAAACGAAUACAUGUUGUGGUUACAUCGCCAAGACAAAAUUUCCAGUGAUGUUGUUAAAGUAUUCUGUAUUUCACAGUCUCGCCUGUUGCUUGCUUGUUUUUUGCGUUAACUUACUAAUCAAAUAUCUACUGUGGUAGACUCAAUUUACAUGUUGGCCGCUCAAUCAGCCUGGUGCACCAAUCGGCAUCAAACUUUUAAUCACAUUUGUCAUUGUAAUAAAAUUUGGACUUUUUAUGUAAGAAAAAUCUUUUUUUUUCUUUUUCUAUCACUUCAUGUGGUUUUUUGCUUACAAGCUAGAUCGUUUUUUGAAGAGUUUAAACCUCAUGUCGUUUAUAUAAAAAAAUCGUGUAUUUUAAAAUGAAAGAAACUGUUGUCCUUCCUUUUUAAUGGACAACAUAAAACUUAUUAACUUAAUUAAUAAUUUGUUUUUUACAAAAAAAAUUGUUUUUCCUUUUUCCUUUUAUUGUUUUACAUAAGGGCUUAGGAUCCUUAUGAAAAAAAAUUAGCUAUAUUUUAAUGACGUACGAUGCAAGUUUAUACUGUCCUAAUGCACUUUAAAAAAUCACGUCAAUAAUACCAAAAAUGUAUUAAAUAUAUUAUAUGACCAGUACACAGUUUAUAUAAACUUUUUAUCCAUGGGUUAUAUUUAUGCAGCUAUUUAUUCUAAAUUAUAUUCAGAGUGAAUAUAAAUAAGAAAAGAUUGUAUCUCCCUUUUU
This is a messenger RNA of Hydractinia symbiolongicarpus, 2481 nucleotides long. RefSeq names its product potassium channel subfamily K member 9-like. Gene Ontology annotation, cellular component: membrane. Gene Ontology annotation, molecular function: potassium ion leak channel activity. Lineage: Eukaryota; Metazoa; Cnidaria; Hydrozoa; Anthoathecata; Hydractiniidae. The transcript has 2 exons. The record is from RefSeq and is a predicted model, not a curated record. Gene Ontology annotation, biological process: potassium ion transmembrane transport; stabilization of membrane potential. Bases 647 to 1546 code for a protein of 299 amino acids.